Molecule: messenger RNA, 1293 nt
Organism: Chrysochloris asiatica (Cape golden mole)
Lineage: Eukaryota; Metazoa; Chordata; Mammalia; Afrosoricida; Chrysochloridae
Gene: GCNT1
Product: glucosaminyl (N-acetyl) transferase 1, core 2
Exons: 1
Coding region: 1-1293 (430 amino acids)
Cellular component (GO): membrane
Molecular function (GO): beta-1,3-galactosyl-O-glycosyl-glycoprotein beta-1,6-N-acetylglucosaminyltransferase activity
Source: RefSeq, a predicted model, not a curated record
AUGCUUAGGAGGUUACUGCAGAGUAGACUUUUUUCAUAUCCUACUAAAUACUACUUCUCAGUUCUCAUUUUUUCCUUGGUCAUCUUCUGUGUUUUAAGAAUUCAUCAGAAGACUGAGUUUGUAAACAUCGGUCAUUUGCAACUGAUUGACGAAAAUCCUAGUAGUAAUGUUAACUGUACCAAAGUGUUACAGGGUGAUACAGAUGAAAUCCAAAAGGCAAAACUCGAAAUGCUAACCAUGAAAUUGAAAAAGCGCCCUCGAUGGACAACCCACGACUAUAUCAACAUGACGAACGAUUGUACAUCUUUCAUCAAGAGGCGCAAAUAUAUCGUAGAACCCCUUAGCCAAGAAGAGGCGGAGUUUCCAAUUGCAUAUUCUGUAGUAGUUCACCACAAGAUUGAACUACUUGACAGGCUUCUGAGGGCCAUCUACAUGCCUCAGAAUUUCUAUUGCAUUCAUGUGGACAAAAAGUCAGAUGAUUCCUUUUUACGUGCAGUGAUGGGUAUUGCAUCCUGCUUCAGUAAUGUCUUUGUGGCCAGCCAGCUGGAGACUGUGGUCUAUGCUUCCUGGAGCCGAGUCCAGGCCGACCUUAACUGCAUGAAGGAUCUCUACAAAAUGAGUACAGACUGGAAGUACUUGAUAAAUCUUUGUGGUAUGGAUUUCCCUAUUAAAACCAACCUGGAGAUUGUCAGGAAGCUCAAAUCAGUAAUGGGUGAAAAUAGCCUAGAAACUGAAAAAAUGCCAGCCUAUAAAGAGGAAAGGUGGAAAAGGCGCUUUGAAGUUAUUAAUGGGAAGAUUACAAACACCGGUGCAAACAAAGUACGUCCUCCUCUCGAAACACCCAUUUUUUCUGGCAGUGCCUAUUUUGUGGUCAAUAGGAACUACGUGGGUUAUGUACUAGAAAAUGAAAAAAUUCAGAAGUUUAUGGAGUGGGCAAAAGACACCUAUAGCCCCGAUGAAUAUCUGUGGGCCACUAUUCAAAGGAUUCCAGACGUCCCUGGCGCACUCCCUUCAAACGAUAAAUACGACACAUCUGACAUGCACGCGUUUGCAAGGUUUGUCAAAUGGCACUACUUUGAAGGCGAUGUUUCCAAGGGCGCCCCCUACCCACCCUGCAGUGGCAUCCAUGUGCGCUCCGUGUGCGUUUUUGGGGCAGGGGAUUUGAACUGGAUGUUACGCAAACACCACUUGUUUGCCAACAAGUUUGACACAGACGUUGAUUUCUUUGCCAUUCAAUGUUUGGAUGAACAUCUGAGGCGUAAAGCUCUGGAGCCUUUAAAACACUCACUGUGA